Messenger RNA from Salvia miltiorrhiza (redroot sage), 2299 nucleotides. RefSeq names its product UDP-glucuronate:xylan alpha-glucuronosyltransferase 2. The transcript is spliced from 4 exons. Lineage: Eukaryota; Viridiplantae; Streptophyta; Magnoliopsida; Lamiales; Lamiaceae. Gene Ontology annotation, molecular function: glycosyltransferase activity. The coding region runs from base 366 to 2114 and encodes 582 amino acids. Gene Ontology annotation, biological process: xylan biosynthetic process. The record is from RefSeq and is a predicted model, not a curated record.
AUGAAUCAUGAUCAAUUGGCAUCAUCAUAUAAUUUUGAGCACUAAACAAAUCACAUAGGAGGUUUUUGUAUCUUCAAGUCUAGGACAAAAGGGGAUAAAUUAAGCAUUCCCCAAAAUAAAUAGCAUUUUCAUGGAAAUAACAAAAACCUAUAACUCAUAUUGAAAAAGGCCCUCAUUAUCUCACCCUUUUUCUCCCAAAGGCAAGAAAACCAACAGUACCCUCUCAUUGGUUCCACAAAAUUUCCCAAACUCAAAAUUCAUCACUACACAUUCUUUACAAAAUCAUUGUGUAUAAAUCCGCAGGCAGCAUACAAUCAUCAUCUUCACAUAUAUAUAAAUCACACACAUUAAUUGUGUCAUAAAACAUGGUGUUGAAGAAAAUGAUAAUGACGACUUCUGCAAAAUCUCUCAUCAUAAGAAUCAAUCUCUUCUUCUUGGCAUUCUUCUUCGUCGUCUACGCCACCCUCCUCCUCUACCCCUCCGCCUCCGACUACCACCACCGCGCCGCCUCCUUGGUCCGCUGCUCCCUCCUCGACUGCCAUCAUAAGAUUCAGAGUGAGAAAGGGACGAUGAUGAAAGCGGUUCUAGAAGAUUCCGGGAAGCUGAAACCUAGGAGAGAGCUGAUCAAGAGAGAGAAGCCGAGGUUCUUGGACGGCGGAAUGAAGAUCGGAAUGAUCAACAUGGACGACGAGGACGUGUCGGAGUGGAGCGAUUACGCCCAGAUUUUUCCGGUGAGCUUCGAGAAGGUUCCGGAGCACUUCGAGUGGAAGUCGAUUUUCCCGGAGUGGAUCGACGAGGAGGAGGAAUAUUCCGGCGCCAGGUGCCCCGAGAUUCCGAUGCCAGAUUGGGAGGAGUACGGAUACGUGGACGUGGUGGUGGCCAAGCUUCCGUGCCGGAGGCCGGAGGAGGGGUGGAGCCGGGACGUUUUCCGGCUUCAGGUGCAUCUCGCGGCAGCCAACAUGGCGGUGAGGCGGGGACGGCGGGAUUGGGGCGGCCGGACCAAGGUGGUGGUGCUGAGCAAGUGCCCGCCGAUGCCGGAGUUUUUCCGGUGCGAGGAGGUGGCGGAGAGGGAGGGGGAGUGGUGGUUCUACCGGCCGGAGAUGCGGCGGUUGGAGCAGAAGGUUUCUUUGCCGGUUGGUUCUUGCGAUUUGGCUCUGCCUCUCUGGGGUAAAGGAGCAGUCAACGAAAGAUACGAUAUAUCGAAAAUCAAAGCCACCACCCAAAAAUCUCGAAAACGAGAAGCUUACGUCACAGUCCUCCAUUCAUCGGAAUCCUACGUUUGCGGGGCCAUAACCCUGGCCCACAGCUUGAUCCAAACCCGAACACGACGCGACCUAAUCCUCCUCUUAGAUACAUCCAUUUCAGAGCCCACCCGGAUCGCCCUCAAACGAGCCGGAUGGACCCUCCGUUUCAUCAAACGGAUCCGAAACCCGAGAGCCGAGAAGAAUUCAUACAACGAAUACAACUACAGCAAGUUUCGGCUAUGGCAGCUCACCGAUUACGACAAGCUCAUCUUCAUCGACGCCGACAUUAUCGUGUUGCGCAAUAUGGAUCUCCUCUUCCACUUCCCUCAGAUGUCCGCCACCGGCAACGACGCUCACAUCUUCAAUUCCGGCAUCAUGGUGAUUGAGCCAUCAAACUGCACGUUCCGCAUGCUGAUGAGGCGACGCAAGGAGAUCAUCUCCUACAACGGCGGCGAUCAGGGGUUCUUGAACGAGGUGUUUGUGUGGUGGCACCGCCUCCCCCGGCGUGUCAACUUCCUGAAGAACUUCUGGUCCAACUCCUCCAUCGAAGCGGGCGUGAAGAACCAGCUAUUCGGGUCGGACCCUCCGAAGCUCUACUCGAUCCACUACCUCGGCUUGAAACCCUGGCUCUGCUACAGGGACUACGACUGCAACUGGGACAUCGCCGACCAGCAUGUCUACGCCAGCGACCUCGCUCACCGCCGCUGGUGGAAGCUGCACGACUCCAUGCCAGAGGAUCUGCAGCGCUUCUGCCGCCUCUCCGACCAGCGCAAGAUCGAGCUCGAGUGGAACCGGAAACUCGCCGGAGAGAUGGCCUUCCAGGAUCAACAUUGGAGCCUCAAUGUUACUGAUCCCAGAAAAUUUAUUUAAUACACUCAUUCUUUCUUAUUUCAAUAUUAUUUCUUUCUCGUAGAAAUGUGUUUUUCUUUUUUUGUUUUUUUUUUAGAGAUAGGUAUUGAGGAAGUCUUGCUUCUCAUAAUUUAAGUGUUUGUAGAGAACUAAGAGAUGGUGGUUUUUCACCAGCUGUUCAAUAAGGAUAUAAGUUUUAUUGUCAA